CGGCCAUCGGACGCACACGUCACGGUCCGAAAAACGUUUACUAUUUCUCUCUCUCUUGGUCUCGACUUCUCUUCCACGCGUCAACAACGCCAACGCAAACGAAUUUUUAAGCCGUUCCAACGAAACGUCUGAUCUGCCGAAGAGAUAAUACUUAUAAUAACACCGCCGUGGCUGUCAUUGUCUUAUUACCGAGUUGGUCGCCGUCCUCGCUUAUUGGAGAAGGAAGAGGCGGCAACGGCGAUGACGAGCGAACCGUCGACAGACGGCCAACUUUGCCGUUACUACCGAGACACGUUCCCGACGCCGACCGACGUCAUGAUGCCUAUCACGUACUUGGGACUGGACUUCAGUACGCAACAGUUGAAAGGAGUUAUCGUUGACGAUGAUCUGCAUAAGAUCUUCGAGGCCACAGUUCAUUUCGACACGGAGCUCCAGGAGUUCCGGACUCACGGUGGUGUGAUUAAGGGCAAAGACAGACAGCACCGUGAGGUGACAGCGCCAACGGUUAUGUGGGUCAAAGCCUUGGAUGUAUUAUUGGACCGGUUACAAGUGUGCGGUGCCGAUUUGAGUACUGUUGCCGCGGUUUCUGGUUCUGGACAGCAACACGGCACGGUCUACUGGACUAUCGGUGCUGAAAAGACGCUGCAAACUUUAAACCCCACCGGAUUUUUGCACAUGCAAUUAGCGUCUUGUUUUUCCGUGGUCAAUUCACCAGUGUGGAUGGAUUCCAGCACCACGAAACAAUGUAUGCACCUCGAGGAUACUGUAGGAGGACCACAGCGACUGGCUGACAUCACCGGAUCGAAGGCGUAUGAGAGGUUUUCCGGACCGCAAAUCGCCAAAAUGGCCGAAAACAAACCGGGAGCCUAUCAGAACACAGAAAGGAUAUCGCUUGUGAGCAGUUUCGGUUGUUCGCUAUUUCUUGGCGCAUACGCCCCGAUCGAUUGGUCCGAUGGUUCGGGAAUGAAUCUGUUAGACAUCAAGACCAAGGAAUGGUCGGCUGAGUGCUUGGAAGCGUGCGCGCCGGGGCUGGGCUCGAAGCUGGGACGGACCGUGCCGCCGGGUACCGAUUUGGGGCCGAUUAGCAAUUAUUACGUAGAGAGGUUCGGGUUCAAUCCUGAGUGCCGGGUGGUGUCGUUUACCGGAGACAAUCCAGCGUCGUUGGCCGGUUUGUGCUUGUGCGACAACGACAUCGCCAUAAGUCUUGGCACCAGCGACACGCUGUUCCUGUCGCUCAAUGAGCCCAGGUGUCUGGAAGAGGGACAUGUCCUGGUCAGCCCGAUUAACCGGGAUGCGUACAUGGCGCUCUUGUGCUUUAAAAAUGGCUCGUUAACGCGCGAAAGACUGAGAAAUCACUACGCCAACGAAUCGUGGGACCACUUCAACACGUUGUUAGAGAGAACGCCGAGAGGAAAUUUCGGAUACUUGGGCCUGUACUAUGACGAACAAGAGAUCAUACCUUGGAUACAGGGCGACUACCGUUUUGACAAAAACGAUGGGCCCUUAGACAGGUUUCCCAGCCGGGAGAUCGAAAUCAAAGCGUUGGUCGAGGGACAGUUCAUAGCCAAGAGAGCGCACGCCGAACAAAUAGGAUACACCAUAGAUUCCAAGACGAGGAUCAUAGCCACGGGAGGCGCUUCUAACAACACUACAAUAUUACAAAUUCUAUCUGACGUUUUUAACGCACCAGUUUAUAUUCAAGAAGCUGCCAAUUCUGCAGUCCUAGGUGCUGCUUAUCAAGCUAAACGUGGACUUGUUCAGAGUAAGAACAGCGACGUUAUUGAUUCAUUUCAAGCGGUGGUAAACACUGCUGCUCUUCCCAAGUUAGCAUGCUCUCCGCAUAAAGAUGCUAACGAAAUUUACACUCCAAUGGUCAAGCGGUACAAUUAUAUUAUUAAAGAGGUGCUAUCUGCAAUUAGAAAAUAAGUACUUAACACAUAUAAACAGAACUGGUUUUACACUAUUGCGUUGUUGAUACUUUACACAUGUUUUAUUUUAUUCAAUUAAUAACUAAUAAAUAUAUUUAAAUGUUAUCAA
Molecule: messenger RNA, 2037 nt
Organism: Melanaphis sacchari
Lineage: Eukaryota; Metazoa; Arthropoda; Insecta; Hemiptera; Aphididae
Product: xylulose kinase
Exons: 11
Coding region: 241-1926 (561 amino acids)
Biological process (GO): xylulose metabolic process; D-xylose metabolic process
Cellular component (GO): cytosol
Molecular function (GO): D-xylulokinase activity
Source: RefSeq, a predicted model, not a curated record